CCACCGGCGGCGCCCGCGCGGUUGCUUCGUGAGGCGGUGUCAGCGCCGAGUGGGCCGGGGGUUUCUUUUCGCCGCAGGGCUUGGGCCCGGCUGUCUCCCCGCGCCGCUGCUGAGGUCCUGUCGUGCGCGUCCUGGCCGUGUGUCCACACCCCAGACUGCGGACUGAGGCGCACUCGGUCUUCUUGCGGCGCGGAGCGUCCGGGACCUGAGGCCAGCAGGAAGACCAAGAAGAAGGAAGGGGGUGCCCUCCGGGCCCAGAGAGCCUCAUCCAAUGUCUUCUCCAACUUUGAGCAGACUCAGAUCCAGGAGUUCAAGGAGGCAUUCACACUCAUGGAUCAGAACCGAGACGGCUUCAUCGACAAGGAGGACCUGAAGGACACCUACGCCUCCCUGGGCAAGACCAAUGUCAAGGACGAUGAGCUGGACGCCAUGCUCAAAGAGGCCUCGGGGCCCAUCAACUUCACCAUGUUUCUGAACAUGUUUGGGGAGAAGCUGAGUGGUACCGAUGCCGAGGAGACCAUUCUAAACGCCUUCAAGAUGCUGGACCCAGACGGGAAAGGGAAAAUCAACAAGGAGUACAUCAAGCGUCUGCUGAUGUCCCAGGCUGACAAGAUGACAGCGGAUGAGGUGGACCAGAUGUUCCAGUUCGCCUCCAUCGAUGCCGCGGGCAACCUGGACUACAAGGCGCUGAGCUACGUGAUCACCCACGGGGAGGAAAAGGAGGAGUGAGGCCCGGCCUGGUCAAUAAACCUGGACGCUAGGACGCUG
This is a messenger RNA of Macaca mulatta (Rhesus monkey), 768 nucleotides long. RefSeq names its product myosin light chain 5 (gene MYL5). The record is from RefSeq and is a predicted model, not a curated record. NCBI's taxonomy places the organism in Eukaryota, Metazoa, Chordata, Mammalia, Primates, Cercopithecidae. Gene Ontology annotation, molecular function: calcium ion binding.